CGGCCGAAUCAGACAGCCCUGGUAAUUGGACUGGAACCCUUCAUAUGCCCUGGGGGUGAGCCGAGGAGAUUUCACGCCAGAAUGCUGUCUCCAAACAAGAGGGACGAUUGCGCUGCCUGCGCCACGCAUAUGCAUGGUGCCUGCCCGGCAGAUCAGCUGCUGCGACAAAGAGCCAUGAGCCACUCCAAACACACGGGUAAGAUAAGGAAGAGGCUGGAGGAAAUCAAGAACCAGUCUUUGAAGUUGACAAAGGCGGAUUUCAGCCACAAUGAAAGCAUAAGGUUGGCCACCGACGCCUUCCUGGAUGGUGGGACAGAGGCGUACCUCCAAACUUUAAGCAAAGAGGGCGAGGUGGAUUUCCUCUCCUCGGUGGAAGCUCAGUACAUCAAGGAUAACGCCAGGGAGUCCUACUAUGCCCAGGAGUCCCUGGCUGCCGAUGGGGCGGCUGCACCAAAGCAGAACGAUGCUGGGUCGCUCCCUUCAGGGACCUACUUCCCCACCAUUUCUGACAGUGGUGAGUCUGCUUUGCUGCACACAUGGAUUACAGCGGAGAAGCCUUAUUUAAAGGAAAAAUCCACAGCCACUGUGUAUUUCCAAACAGAGAAGAACAGCAACAUUAGAGACAUCAUACGCCGGUACAUCAACAAGAGCACUCAGGUGCUGGCUAUCGUGAUGGAUGUGUUCACAGACACUGAGAUUCUUUGUGACCUCCUGGAGGCAGCUAACAAGCGCAUGGUGUUUGUCUACCUAUUGCUCGAUCACGGCAAUAUAAAUCUCUUCUCAGAGAUGUGUGACAAAUUGCAGAUUGCUGAGGAGCUCUUCAAGAAUAUUUCAGUCCGCAGUGUUACUGGAGAGGUUUACUGUGCUAAAUCAGGCAGGAAAUUUUCAGGACAAAUACAAGAAAAAUUUCUUAUCUCUGACUGGAGAUACGUGCUCUCUGGAUCUUACAGCUUCACGUGGUUAUGUGGCCAGGUUCACCGCAACCUCCUCUCCAAGUUCACGGGGCAAGUUGUGGAGCUGUUUGAUGAAGAGUUCCGACACCUUUAUGCGUUGUCCAAGCCAGUGAGGGGACCGAAGUCUCCGCCGCGCACCAUGCCCUUCCUGUUCAGCAAGAGCUGGGCCCCGCAGCGCAGCCUCCCCGACAGCGACCAGGGAAGCGCUAACACUCUCUCCGAUCCCUUCAGCAGCCUCUCGGCUGGCAGCAACCACCAGACCAAGCAACCCCCAAGAACUCCCAUGUUCAGCAGCAACUUCACCUCCCAGUCACCUCUCCAGAGAGUUAAUUCCUUCCACAACUACAUCUCAUUCACACUCCCACCACCACAGAAGACCAUCCCGGCUAACUACUACCAGCCGCACUACGUCGCCGACAGCUCCACAGUUCUGUAUAACAACAUGAACAUUUACAGACCUAUAAGACUUAGACAAGAGGAGCCAAACAGGACAGGGUUAAGCUCACCCUGGAGAUGCCUCCACAAAGCUAACCUGUUUGCAUAA
This is a messenger RNA of Antrostomus carolinensis (chuck-will's-widow), 1497 nucleotides long. RefSeq names its product scaffolding CK1 anchoring protein A (gene SACK1A). Gene Ontology annotation, biological process: epidermal growth factor receptor signaling pathway. Lineage: Eukaryota; Metazoa; Chordata; Aves; Caprimulgiformes; Caprimulgidae. The coding region runs from base 82 to 1497 and encodes 471 amino acids. The transcript is spliced from 5 exons. Gene Ontology annotation, molecular function: protein kinase binding. The record is from RefSeq and is a predicted model, not a curated record.